Molecule: messenger RNA, 799 nt
Organism: Solanum stenotomum
Lineage: Eukaryota; Viridiplantae; Streptophyta; Magnoliopsida; Solanales; Solanaceae
Exons: 4
Coding region: 50-643 (197 amino acids)
Source: RefSeq, a predicted model, not a curated record
UUGAUAGGAGCUUUGUAGAAGAAAUAAGGAAAUUCAGAGGAAGCAAAAAAUGCCACACACUGGUGGUUCAAAGGCUAACUCGAGAAGACGUUAUGAGAUGUUUCUAGAAACUGGUAAAGCUCCUAGUCGCGGAAAAAUGUUUAUUGAAACUCAUAAGAGAAAGAAUGGAUCAUUUGUGAAUGCUGAGGCUCGGACUAUAGGGGAACAAAUUGAGUCACAUAUGACUCAUUGUAACACUAAUGAGUUUGAAGUUUCCCCAGAAGAUAUUGUUGGUAAGAUAUUAGGAGCAGAACACUCUGGGAGGGUAAGAUGUAUGGGUAUGGGAGCAGCUCCAUCAAACACAUUCUUGAAUACAAAGCGACGACUUAACGAGCUGAGCAUUUCUUCAUCAAGCUAUGGUGAAUCAUCUGCAACUUCUACAUAUUUGCAUCAAAAGGUCGCGCGUUUGGAGUCCCAAGUUGAAGAAACCUUGACUGUGUUGAAGAAUUACAUGAUAUCUAAGGAAGGAGGGAUUCCUAAAGAAUUAGCUACUAUGUUUGCUCCUCAACCACCGCCUGUUGAUAGAGAGGAGACUGAAAUGGUUUCACCUAUGGAUGUAAGAGGCUCAUCAGCUGACAAUGCAAAUCACCAACCAAAUGCUUAAUGUUUUCUUUGUGGACUACUUUUAGUACUUUUCAUGUCUUUGAAUUUGUAAUGGUUGUCUAGAGUUGUGUUUACUAUGCUUUAGUUUGACGUUCAGUACUUAAAUUUGUGACUUUUGCUAUUAUGGGUAUUCUAAUGGUAAAUCUUUUUAUGUUUU